Messenger RNA from Phragmites australis (common reed), 1296 nucleotides. Its product is annotated as putative F-box protein At1g32420. The transcript has a single exon. The record is from RefSeq and is a predicted model, not a curated record. Lineage: Eukaryota; Viridiplantae; Streptophyta; Magnoliopsida; Poales; Poaceae. The coding region runs from base 1 to 1296 and encodes 431 amino acids. Gene Ontology annotation, molecular function: protein binding.
AUGGCGGCAGCAACGGGCGCCCCUCGCUUCCUGCCGGACGAGCUCGUCGCCGAGGUCCUGCUGCGCCUGCCGUCCAAGUCCCUCGCGCGAUUCCGCUGCGUCUGCCGGUCCUGGAACAACCUCGUCUCCUCGGACGCCUUCCAGCGGCUCUACUACCAGUACCAGCAGCAAGCGGUGGUAGGCUCCAACGGCAGGCAGCUGCAACUGAAGUUUGCUGCUGCCCGGCUAGCACCGCCACAUCGCUGGGAGUUCGACGGCUUCAGCGUCGUGCCCUGCGAAGACUGCCCCAGGUUCAUCGGCGCCAAGCCAUGCCACCGCGGUGUCGCCCUCCUCGGCCGGCAGUGCGUGGGCGUGUUCACCGUGUGCAACCUGUCCACGGGAGGCUUCCUUCACCUCCCACCGUGCCGCACGAGUGGGUUCCCGUACGUCACCGGGAUCGGGUACCAUUCUGCCGCACACGAAUACAAGGUAGUGCAGCUCGCUUCGAUGACCAACAGGCCGAUAUGGGAGAGCUUGGACUGCCAGGUGCUCACGGUGGGUGACUCCCGUGGCUGGAGGCCUCCUUCGGGCCAACUCGACUCGGCCCUCCCCAACAUCCUUAUAGAAAACAUGAUGGACCCGGUUUUCGCCAAUGGUUGCCUUCACUGGACGCUCGUGACGGUCCUACUGCUUCGAGACAAGCCGGAAGGCAUCCUGUCCUUCUCCCUCGCCGAUGAGUCGUUUGCAACUGUGCCCUUGCCACCUUUUGUCACAGACGACCUCGUUCCCUACGACACCAAUCACCCAUAUAUAGAUUCUGUCCGGUCAGACGCCUGUACACCAGACUACCGCUUGGUCAGUCAACCGAUCGGCACAGCUCUCGCGGAGCUUGAUGGGUGCCUGUGCAUGAUUCGGGACCUCCGGUGUCGCCACAACGCGGCGAGCAUGUUUGAGGUUUGGAAGCUCAAGGACUACGAAUCUGGUGUGUGGUCGUUGGAUUAUCGCAUCAACCUCGCUGGAAGCAUGGCAAACAAACUGAUGCGAACAUGGCUCGUCCUUCCAAUUUGCUAUCUACCUCUGCACAGCGAUUCCUCCCAAGAGAAUAGAAAAAUUGUACUUGCAACCACGGCACAUGACGUGCACAUCUACGACCCACAAACCUGCACACUUGAGACGAUUGCAUCUGUGGUACAUGAUGGUAACUACUCGCGCAGCCAGGAUAACCCACUCUACCUGCUUUGGUACCAAGAAAGCCUGGUUCACAUGGCCGGCAUGGAAUAUAUAUCAAGCCAUGUUUAUGCAUGUAUGUUGUGUUGA